Messenger RNA from Trichoplusia ni (cabbage looper), 856 nucleotides. Its product is annotated as serine/arginine-rich splicing factor 7-like. Gene Ontology annotation, molecular function: RNA binding; zinc ion binding. The coding region runs from base 116 to 640 and encodes 174 amino acids. The record is from RefSeq and is a predicted model, not a curated record. Lineage: Eukaryota; Metazoa; Arthropoda; Insecta; Lepidoptera; Noctuidae. The transcript has 4 exons. Gene Ontology annotation, biological process: mRNA splicing, via spliceosome. Gene Ontology annotation, cellular component: nuclear speck.
UGCAAUGAAAUCCGUCCGGUAGCGCCAGCGUCUGGUUCUCUUCUUCGGGUCGCCAUUUUGUUCAUGAUAAUUUGAUUUGGUGUUGUUAUAUUGUGUUGCGUCUUUAACGGGAAAUAUGUCACGUUAUGGUGACUGCAAGGUAUAUGUGGGAGAUUUAGGAAAUAAUGCGAGUAAACCCGAGCUGGAAGAUGCAUUUUCAUAUUACGGACCCUUGAGAAACGUUUGGGUAGCUAGAAACCCGCCCGGCUUCGCUUUUGUAGAAUUUGAAGAUCCUCGUGAUGCAGAAGAUGCAAUACGCGGACUGGAUGGAAGAACAAUAUGUGGUCGACGAGCUCGUGUAGAAAUGUCCAACGGUGGUCGUGGUUAUGGAGGCCGAGGACCACCUCCUCGCUCUCGUCUACCACCCCGACCGUAUGACGACCGCUGUUAUGAUUGUGGAGACAGAGGCCAUUAUGCUCGUGACUGUACUCGCCGUCGCCGUCGCAGCCGUUCGAGGUCCCGUCGUCGCACGCGCUCUCGCUCGCCCAGGUCUGGCUCUCGGUCUCGCAGCCGCAGCAGGUCCCGCUCCCGUUCCAAGGCACGGUCUAUGUCGCGGUCAAGAUCUCGUUCUCCUUCCAAAGACUCGAAAAAAUCUAACUAGACAUGUUACACUUGUACUGUGAAUACAUUAACUAUUAUAGUUUUGCUUAUAUCAAAUUAUUUCAUUAUGUAUAACAGUCACUCAAAUAGAGUGUAAUUAAAUCUUACGCUCCACCGGUACGUCAGUUGUAAGACAUUAUCAUUCCUGUGUAUGUGUAUUGAUUUUAUAAGUUGAAGAACGAUUGAUUUUGAGAUCAAUAAAUUGACGUUUUAAAGA